AUGUCCGCAACGGCAACGACAACAGCUGGACUUAGCGCGGCGAGCGCGAAGCGGCUGAGGACAGAGUUGACUACCCUGGCGGAGCAUCGGGUGUUCCCUGUGGUCGUGGAGACUGCACUAUUCGCGAUCUUCACUAUCAUCAUCCUUACAUCGACGUAUAUCCUUUUCAAGCGGGGAAUUCGCAAGUCACGGCCCAAUGUGCUCAUGCUCUCCGCCACACUCGCAAUGUACGCGAUAUCAACGCUCGACUGGGCAAUCGAUAUCCGACUACUUUGGAAUGACCUCCACACACUCACACUCACUGGUGUCUCUGUGUCGCACCCGCCCUUCGGCGUGUCGGAUCCGGCCUUGCUCGUGCUCCAAGGGAUAACGAGCGUCAUAUGUGACGCGGUGGUCUGCUGGCGAGUCAGUGUUGUCUGGGGGAGCGACAGACGUGUCGUCGCCGGAGCGCUUUUCUGGGUGCUCGGGUCAAUCGGCGUCUUCACGGCGUGGAGCGCGAUGUUUGUUGGAUUCUAUUACGACCAUCUACCCGCGCCCGUCGAGGUCCUGGUCCACCACAGUACAAUCGUGAACGCGUUCGCGUUCUCGUGGAGCGCCGCCACGAAUGUGUGGGCUACGGCGAUGGUGGCGUACAAGGCAUGGCUGCAACGCAGGGAUCUGAGGCGCCAUUUGGGGAGCACAGGCCUUGCGGUGCAUGACGUGCUGAUGUUGCUGGUCGACCUUGGGAUCAUCUACACUGUUUUCAUGCUGCUCAACGUCAUCGUCCUCGCGCCGAGCCUCAACGGAGGAAAGUUCUUCUCCUACGUCACUCUCUUCAUGCAGCAAAUCACCGGCAUGUACCCGACUGCGCUCAUCGUCCUCGUCGCCCUCCAGAAGUCGCACCUCGACCACCAGUUCACCUACCCACCCACAACACAUGACCGUUCCUCCGAGAUCGAGUCGCUUCCCUUCACCGUCAAAGCACAUCAUCCGAAGGAUGCGGAAUUCGGAGACACGACGGACACGUACGCGAGCGCGUCGACGGGCUACGGAUAUGAGCGUGAUGCCGGCAUGACAGCGCGGGUCAUGGCGCUGCACGCGCCGACGGACACGUCCGAGCCUAUCUGGGAGAUCGGCAAGGACAGCUCUGCGGAGGGCGUUGCUCUCGCGAAGUGA
Molecule: messenger RNA, 1155 nt
Organism: Dichomitus squalens LYAD-421 SS1
Lineage: Eukaryota; Fungi; Basidiomycota; Agaricomycetes; Polyporales; Polyporaceae
Exons: 8
Coding region: 1-1155 (384 amino acids)
Source: RefSeq, a predicted model, not a curated record